Messenger RNA from Elgaria multicarinata webbii, 2334 nucleotides. Its product is annotated as E3 ubiquitin-protein ligase TRIM41-like. Gene Ontology annotation, cellular component: cytoplasm. Gene Ontology annotation, molecular function: zinc ion binding; ubiquitin protein ligase activity. The transcript is spliced from 2 exons. NCBI's taxonomy places the organism in Eukaryota, Metazoa, Chordata, Lepidosauria, Squamata, Anguidae. Gene Ontology annotation, biological process: protein ubiquitination. The coding region runs from base 303 to 2291 and encodes 662 amino acids. The record is from RefSeq and is a predicted model, not a curated record.
GCUACUUCGGCGGUGGGAGUUCGGUCGCGGUCUUCGAGCCUGUUAUUAUUUCAGCGGGGCCGGAAGGGGCAGAGCGAGCUCGUCAGGGACAAGGGGGGCUUGGAGAACUGACGUACCUGCGGCCAGGAAGGAGAAAAGUAGCUGUAGGGUGUCUUUCCGAGUGUCAUUGGACUGGAGAAGGUUCUGAGGGGAGGAGGAGAGAGUUGGAAUCCUGGGAUACUGACAGUAGGCCAGGGAAAGGCAGCCUGUGAGGGAGGGGAAGUGUUCUAGGAAGGGAGGCACAGGGGGGCAUUUGGGAUUCCAUGGCAGCAGCAGCUGAGCCUGCAGGCAGUAGCUAUAGGGCCCCCCCGAACCCUAUGGCAACUCUGCAUGAGGAGGCAGUCUGUGCCAUCUGCCUAGACUAUUUCAUAGACCCGGUGUCCAUCGGAUGUGGCCACAAUUUCUGCCGCGUCUGCAUCACCAAGCUGUGGGGCUCGGGUGAAGGUCAGAGUGAGGAGGAAGGAGAUGAUGUGGGAGCAUCUGGCUCAGAUGGCGGGUAUGGGCCUGGUUCUGAGGGCGCUGUGGACGAUGGAGGAAUAGAUGACCUGGGACCUGAGGAAAAUGGGGACGAUGAUGAAGAUGGUGAUCUGGAAGAUGAGGCAUACUUGUAUGAUGGAGACAUGGGAGAAGAGGAUGAGGAUGUGUCCAGGGAGGAGUACGAUGAUGAUGAUCCUGAGCUGUGGGACGAAGGAGACUGGGACGAAGACCCUGGUUCAGACGACAUGUGGGAUGAUGCCAUGGGGAGUGAUUUAUUCUUUGAUAAUUAUAAUGAUGUUGAGGAUAUCAUGAAUGAAGGAGAAGAACCAGAGGAAGAGGAAGAGUAUACUGUGCCGGCAACUCCACCCACUCCCCCGCAACGCCAGGCUUUUACUUGCCCCCAGUGCCGCAAAACUUUCCCCCAUCGCAACUUCCGCCCCAACCUUCAGCUGGCCAAUAUGGUGCAGAUCAUCCGACAGUUGCAUCCGCAGCCCUUCAAGCCCGUGAUGGCAGCAAUUGAGGCAGUGGAGUUGGCAGCAGCAGGGGAUUCAUCUGGAGCACCAUCUGCUAUAGCAGCAGAUCAAACUCCAAGUAUGGAGAGCACCCUGUGUGAGAAACACCAGGAGCCCCUCAAACUUUUCUGUGAGACAGAUGAGGAGCCCAUCUGUGUGGUGUGCAGGGAGUCCCGAACCCAUAAACAUCAUAGCGUCAUGCCACUGGAAGAAGUUGUGCAAGAAUACAAGUGUCUAUCUAAUUUAAGUGGAAACCGGACAUUGACGGAACUUAAACAUAAAUCCAUGCCGUAUAUUAGAAAGAAAAAAACCCCGGGGAAGGCAGCUUGGCAAAGAGCACACCCUUCUAAUCAUAAUUUGGCCCGUCUUGAGAAAGUGCCUGUCGAAAAAGAUUUACAGUCCUCGGGAAGUGAUUCAGCUUCAGGCUCAGACGAGUCUGUGAAAAUGGCGGAACGUUUUGGCACGGCGCCAACUUCUUCUGUUACAAUGGAUGAACUUAAAAAGCUGAUUUUGGAAACCAAAGCCGCUCUGAGCAAGCAAAUUGCUGAUAAUGAAAAAAAGGCAGAGGCACGGAUGGGGGCGCUAGCUGAUAGGCUGGCUCAGAAUGAGAGAGAGUUAAAGGAAGUAGGGGUUGAAGUUAAAGCUCUUGCAAACAAACAGGAAGUAUUUGAAAAAACUUCUGAAGUAAAAUCAAAAGAUCAAGAUUUACAGCUGAUCCGGCUUCAGGACGAGCUUCGGCGUUGUAACGUACGCAUCAAGCAAUUUGUUGAAGAACCAGGAGAAGAUCUGAGGAAAAUAGUUUUGAAGUGGUUCAACGACAUGAUGCCAGGCUUGGAUUUAAAUGACAGCGAUUUGGAGAGAAUUCACCGAGUGGGAGGAGCAAAGUACAAGGGAUCAUCCAGAAAUUUGCUGGUGAAAUUUGGCAGUUAUUAUAAGAAGGAGUUAGUAAUGAAGAAGUUGAGGGCCAUGGCCGUGAUCAAAUAUAAAGGCAAAGCAGUGCAAGUAUUCAACGAUCUUUGUCAGCAAACACUCCAAUGGAGACGCAGCGUUAAGCAAAUAACUGAAACAUUAACAAAAAAUGCAGUGAGAUAUGGUUGGGGUUACCCGGUCUUCUUAAAGUUUUCUUACGCUGGGAGUGAUUAUAGAGUAACCUCUUUGGAGCAAGGAAGGGAGUUGCUGAAGAGAUUGGGGUUAAUGAAGAAUGGAAGUGUUGGAGCUGGAGAAGAGAAUGGAGCUGUAGCUGGAGCAUCUGGGAUGGGGUAAAGGGGAAUGUUUGUUAUGAGAUAAUUGAUAUGAUAAGUAAUUA